AUGGAUAAUAUCAAGGACAACUCUUUUCUUGAGCAUUUCAUUGAUACUAUUGUCGACUUUCUCGACAAUAUUCAAUACGACGAGCCUCUCGAAUCGCCAACUCCCGAGCUCAGAGCCAACUUCGAAUCCACCUACGAGGGAUCCCUACGGUUCUUCACACAACCAACCAUACAAGAGCAACUCUCUCUAAGCAAUGAGGCAAUUACGAAUAACACACGCACCGUAGCUCGAAUGGCCGUGUAUUGCUGGCCAAAUAUCCCACCCGAAGUAAUGGGUCAGAUAGCGAUCCACUUCACGAAACUGAGCUUCAUGGAUGACUUCGAGGGAGACUACCACGCAGACAUGGCAACAUUUCUCCCGGACCUACUCAGAGGCAGCGAACAGAAAAAUCCCUUCUGGCGCGUGAUGCUACAUGGGAUCCCGGAUCUACUCCGCCAUUUCGACUCCUACCUCCAAUACAACAUCUUCCGCUCAACACUCGACUUCUACCAGAGUUGUUGGAUCGAAGCCCGCGGUUUCAAGGGCGAUCGGGGCUCGGACCGAUUUCCAACAGAACUACGACGUCUAGGCCAGCUAGGCGGAUGCAUGGGGUCAUUCAUGUUUCCCAAGGCAAUUGCAGAUGAAACCGGGCAAUUCGGAGAGAUUACAUCGGCAAUUGUGCACACAGAGCCAGUCGGGGCAUUGAUUAACGACCUGUUCUCCUUCUACAAGGAAGGUAUCGUUGCGGAUGGCUACGGCCCUGCGGAAGACAACAACCUCAUCAUGAAUGUCUGCCAUGUGAAGCAACUCUCGCUCAGGGAGGGGUUAGAUGAGGUAGCGGCGGACGCGAUACGAGAGGUACAGACAGCCCAGAAGGUGUUUGGCGGGUCGCAUACCCUAGUUGCGGAGAAUGGGAUGCACGCGUUCAUUCGUGGCUAUAUCCGUUGGCAUUUCUGUGACCGACGGUAUCGGAUGAAGGAGCUGUAUGACGCAAGUUAUGGAUUUGAGACUGGGAGACAGUUUCGGAAGUAUUGUCACAUGGCGUGGAAGGCGGGUGGAGUGGCCAUGGACCAGAACAUGUUCGAGGUUGUUGAUAAACGAGUUUCAACAAGGCAUCAGCUAUAA
Penicillium verrucosum is the source of this 1104-nucleotide messenger RNA. Its product is annotated as Trichodiene synthase. The record is from RefSeq and is a predicted model, not a curated record. The transcript has a single exon. The coding region runs from base 1 to 1104 and encodes 367 amino acids. Lineage: Eukaryota; Fungi; Ascomycota; Eurotiomycetes; Eurotiales; Aspergillaceae. Gene Ontology annotation, molecular function: carbon-oxygen lyase activity, acting on phosphates.